Messenger RNA from Onthophagus taurus, 2204 nucleotides. The record is from RefSeq and is a predicted model, not a curated record. NCBI's taxonomy places the organism in Eukaryota, Metazoa, Arthropoda, Insecta, Coleoptera, Scarabaeidae.
CUUGUAGCUAAUUUCGCAUGGUUUUAAGAUGUUUUCGUUCGACGCCAUUUUGUCGAUAAAGAAUUAUAUCAGUGAUAUAGGUGUUUUUAUAGAAUAAUUCUGAUUAUUUUGCAUCUAAUUGAAGUAUUAAUUAAACAUUUUUUUUAUAAGAGGGUGAUUUUAACACGUGCACAAUCUACUUUUAUAAAUUUUUGGGUUGUUAAACUAAGUGUGGUGUGUUAAGUUAGUUAACAAAAACAAGGUGGUCAUAAAAUCGUUUCAAACUAAAUUAAAAAGGAACAAUUUGUAAACAAUUAAUUUUGAAUUUUGAACAAUGAACAAGGGAAAACACUAUUCAUUAAUAAAUUACCGAUUUAGCACUAAAAAAAGUUUAUAAAAACUAGUGCAUUUUAACAUUUUAAAGUUGACAAUUUAAAACGACCAACUUCGCUCCAUUAAAUGUAACUGACCUACCACAGCAUCUAUAAACAUGUCCGUUUCGAUAGUUUUCAUCUUAAUUUUAAAUAUAUCAUGGUCCCUUAGUAACCCUAAAGCCACGAAUUACGUCCAACCACUAACCACAACCCAAUGUGAAGAAUACCAAAAAGAAUGUGUGGAAAAUUGCUCCACAACUGAAAAUUGUACCGCUCCAGAAGAUGGGAAAAGAAAUCACUGUUAUGUGUUAUGGGAAAUGAAUGCUAAUAAUACUCCGAAUGUACAUAUGAAAGGAUGUUUUUUAAAUAAUGAGCAAUGUUUCGAUCAGGAAAGAUGUGUUUCAAAAGAACAUUCAAAAAUGUUGUAUUGUUGUUGUGAAGGGGAUUAUUGUAAUAAGGAGUUCUUUUGGGAGCCUUCUCCAACAACAACAACACCAGUCGCAGUACUCGAAACACAAAAACCGGAACCUUCGAACAUAAUUUUAAUAGCAAUUGUGAUUACUACCGUUUUAUUAUUCAUUAUUUGUGGUACAACCUUUUAUGUUUAUUAUUAUAAACGUAAUCGCCGUUCAUUUAACGAGUGGAGAGUUCCGAGUGAAGAUCCUGGCAUAUUUCCUUCCGAUACAAGUUAUCAAGGUCUUUUACCCGUGCAAUUGGUUGAAAUCAAAGCGAGGGGUCGAUUUGGCGCCGUUUGGAAAGGUAAAAAUAAAUCGGACGAAGUUGCUGUUAAGAUAUUUCCUGCUCAGGAUAAACAGUCAUGGUCUACAGAACAGGAAAUUUUUAAACUUGCCCAAAUGGAUCAUUCAAACAUUUUACACUUUAUUGCAGCUGAAAAAAGGGGUUCUGAUCAUAUGCAAGUCGAGUUUUGGUUAAUAACUGCUUAUCACGAAAGAGGCUCCCUUUGUGAUUUCUUAAAAGCGCAUACACUAACAUGGACAGAACUUUGUCGUGUCGUUGAAACAAUGGCAAGAGGUUUAAUGCAUUUACACGAAGAACUUCCCUCCAAAGGACCCCAUAAAGGAAAGCCAUCGGUAGCUCAUCGCGACUUUAAAAGCAAAAAUGUUCUUCUCAAAAACGAUCUGACCGCUUGUAUAGCGGACUUUGGUUUGGCUCUUGUUUUUGAAUCGGGAAAAUCGUGUGGGGAUACUCACGGUCAAGUGGGAACCCGACGUUAUAUGGCACCGGAAGUGCUCGAAGGGGCUAUAAGUUUCACACCGGAUGCGUUUUUAAGAAUUGAUAUGUAUGCAUGCGGUUUGGUUUUAUGGGAAUUAGUAUCUAGGUGCACUGCUCAAGAUGCCCCCGUAGCUGAAUAUCGAUUACCAUUUGAAGAGGAAGUUGGGCAACAUCCUACGUUGGAGGACAUGCAAGAAAGCGUUGUUCAAAGAAAAGUUCGACCUGUUAUUAAGAAUACUUGGAGAAAUCAUAAUGUAAGAGAGUUUUUUUUUAAAUCGAUGAGAAAUCACUCAAGUAAGCCGUUACAAAUAAAGAAAAAGUGUAAAACUCCGAAAAAUCACUUUAAAGUUUUGACGUUACGUCACUUUUUGUGACGUCAUCGACCAUGCUAACCAUAUACAUUUUUUUACAUGUAUUUUUGCAGCACAUUUGGUUAAAGCGCAUAUAUUCGGGAGAAAUACGGUUGUUUCUUAGGUUUUUGACUUAGGUUGAAUACAAUUAAAACUAAAAUUAAAUUGGAAUAACCUAAACGUUUGACAUUUGAGUUGAUUUGCAGUGCUACCAAAUCAUUUUAUUUUUUUAAUUUCCCAUCAGUUCGAUAUUUAAUAUUUAAUUAAA